AUGGAGGGCAUGCAAGUAGAAGCGGCCGACGGCCACGCGGGAAGGUUCCCGAAGCCGUACCAGAUUGUCCACCGGGACUGUCGGCCGCGCGAGAGACGGGAGAGCGCCGCAGCGCAGGGCGGUGCGGACGAGAGCCGACCUAGGCCUCUGCGGUUCCUACAGUGGAACAUCGAGCGCGGGUACCAGCUGGAGGGAAUCAUCGAGGAGAUACGGGACCUGGACCCCGACAUCCUCGCGCUGCAGGAACUGGACUGGGGAUGCGACCGCUCGAACGGGGAGGACGUCGGCCUGCGGAUCGCUCAAGAGCUCGGGUACAGCUACGCGUUCGUCUGCGAGUUCGAGGAGCACCGGUCGUGGCUUCGAAAGCCCUCCUCUCAGGGAGGGGGCGUGCACGGCAACGGUGUGUUGACGAAGCACGAGAUCGUGGAGUCCUGGAGCGUGGUCCACCAACACACCCCGGUGGACUGGAACCGACGGCGCGCACUGAUGAGCUGGCUGGAGCCGCGCAAGGGCGGGCGCGUGACGCUCGGGUGCCUCGUGCGCACGCCCAUGGGCGACGUCGUGGUGUACUCCGCGCACUUCGAGGUAUUUUGUGGCAUGAUUGACCGCAUGGUGCAGCUCUCGGAGGUCUUUGAGGACGCGCGGGCGCAGAUCCGCCGUGGCCGGUACGCGCAGGUCCUCGCGGGCGACCUCAACACGCUCGCGCACGGCCUCGCGCGCUUCUCUCCGAUGUUCGCCACCGACCGCAUGCGCUUCCGCACCUGGGGCUCGUGCGAGUCCGAGAUCUGGGAUCGCGACGUGAUGUCGUGGCAGGACCCCGACUUCGGGUACGCGGGCGGCGUGCUCCCGAAGAAGCCCACGGCGCGGUCCCCGACGUCGCGGUCGGUCCUGCGCCUCCCCGGCAUGGUGUACCAGAGCAUGCGCGCAGUGCGCAGCCUUUUCGGGACCGAGCCGCCCCGCGCGCACGAAGGCAUGCACCGCCGCGCGUCGUCGUCGCUGUCGGCCGACGACGGCCGCCACGCGGGCGAGCCGGCGCACGCGCGCGGGGCCGGCCGCAGCGGCGAGAUAUCCGCACUGACGGCAACGCUGCGCGGCGCCGCGGCCAACCUGCCCGGCGCGGGCGUCCACAGCAGCGGGGUACCGGGAACGGCGCGGUACGCCGAGGGCGGGGGCCUGAGCGGCGCGGAGACGCCAGAUCACGCUCGGAUCGACGACGCGGUCGCGCGGCUGUCCAACGGCCGGCCGCCGCCGUCGUCGAAGCCGGUGGGGAUCGCCGCGCACAUGCCGCCGCGGCCGCAAGUCGGGGACUCGCCCAUGCCGUACGAGACGCCGCGCGGGAGCCAGGUCUUCCGGAAGGGUCUGGCACUGAUGGAGGAGAAGGUCGGCAAACUGCAGGACCUGGUGGCGGGGUCUGCGCACGCGCCUGUGCCGGCACACCGCCGACGGACUUCGCAGGACACGCCCAGCCGGCUGCGGCGCGGUGCGCGGCGCAGCAGCGACCACGGGCACUCGGCGUCGGGCCGGCCUGGGGAGCGCGAUGGCCUGCUUGCGGGCGGCGGGCCGAAGAACGAGCAGCUGUACAAGUGGGGCGUUCCAGCGGACGUGUGCCGGCAGAUUCUGAACCCCGGAUUCGUGGACCCGUUCGACCCCGUGAAGGACAUCACGCUGGACCACCCCCUCGGGCAGUGCUGCGGCAUGAGCCUCCAGCAGGGCAAGCUCGACUGGUUGAUGCUGCGCGGCAUGGACCCGGUGUACCUGUCCGUCGGGAACCACGACUUCUCCCUAUCCGACCACAAGUGGCUCGCGGCGGACGUCGUCGUGCACCCGCAGAGCUCCGGGGACGUCUGA
This is a messenger RNA of Pedinophyceae sp. YPF-701, 1848 nucleotides long. The record is from the annotation of a GenBank genome assembly. NCBI's taxonomy places the organism in Eukaryota, Viridiplantae, Chlorophyta, Pedinophyceae.